Molecule: messenger RNA, 135 nt
Organism: Cervus elaphus (red deer)
Lineage: Eukaryota; Metazoa; Chordata; Mammalia; Artiodactyla; Cervidae
Product: thymosin beta-4-like
Exons: 1
Coding region: 1-135 (44 amino acids)
Biological process (GO): actin filament organization; regulation of cell migration
Cellular component (GO): cytoplasm
Molecular function (GO): actin monomer binding
Source: RefSeq, a predicted model, not a curated record
AUGUCUGACAAACCCUGUAUGCCUGAGAUUGAGAAUUUGGAUAAAUCGAAACUGAAUAAAACAGAAUCGCAAGAGAAAAAUCCACUGCCUUCAAAAGAAAUGACUGAACAGCAGAAACAAGCAGGCGAGUCGUAA